Messenger RNA from Callithrix jacchus (white-tufted-ear marmoset), 1455 nucleotides. It is a transcript of the gene ATP5MC2, whose product is annotated as ATP synthase membrane subunit c locus 2. The record is from RefSeq and is a predicted model, not a curated record. Gene Ontology annotation, molecular function: proton transmembrane transporter activity. NCBI's taxonomy places the organism in Eukaryota, Metazoa, Chordata, Mammalia, Primates, Cebidae. Gene Ontology annotation, biological process: proton motive force-driven ATP synthesis; proton transmembrane transport.
CCACCUCCUUCCAUCAGCGGAAGGACGAGCGAAGGGGAGAGAAGACGGGCGUUCAGGAGAGCAUCUGGGGGAGAAGGGUGCUGCUUAUUCCAACUCGCGUAGGUGAAACCUAAGCGGAGGCUCGGGCAAGCCUGGGGUGACCUCGCAACCUCACAGCGGGUCGCAGGUGCCCGUUAUUCCUAGACUGUCCCAGGAGUCAGGAAAAAGAGCUUCGGAACAUAUUUAGCCCUAUCUUCUGGCUCACUGAUGCUGCUUUUCUCACGGUUUAUCACAGGAAUGGAAAGGAGAAAACGGGAGGGGGGAAAGGGCGAAGCCACCAGAAGCAGCUGUGGCAUUUUGCUGACUAUUCGCCCAUUGGGCCGGCUUGCCAUCCAGUGAUGCCAGGUUCUCGAAGCGACAUAAAGCAGGACUCCUAGGAUCUUCCUCCUGCUGCAUUUUAGGCACUGAACCCCAAUCCCGACUGUAUGUUAACACUGAAUUCUGAGUAGUAGUUGUUUUGGCAGUGUGACUGCGCAUGCUCGGAAAGGGGACGCAAGCCGAGAUCCCAAACGCUGUACAGUGCAAACCGCACGCCACGUUACGGAUCGGCUUACUCUACGCAGUUGGCCUCAUUUCUCUGCACUGUCGGCUUUCCCUGUAGUUUCUCCUCUCGAACGCCAGGUGGAGCAACCGGCCGGAUACCGCCACAGCCCUGGCAGGCGGCGCUGUGGUGCCUGGGCCGAUUCUCCACGUUGCAAUCGCUCUAUCUGUGACGGAGCGACUCGUUGGCCCGGGCCACGCAUGCGCUGAGCCUUCCUUUCGCUAUUCCCGCCGCUCUGCCCCUCCUCUGUCUUCUCUGCACUGGGAGCAGCUCUCCUGCCACAGCCCCUCAACCUCUGAAAAUGUUUGUCUGCUCCAAGUUCAUCUCCACUUCCUCCUUGGUCAAGAGCACCUCACAGCUGCUGAGCCGUCCACUAUCUACAGUUUUGCUGAAAAGACCAGAGACACUGACAGAUGAGAGCCCCAGCAGAUUGGCAGUCUCACGUCCCCUUACCUCAUUUGUCUCUAGCCGCAGCUUCCAAACCAGCGCCAUUUCAAGGGACAUCGACACAGCAGCCAAGUUCAUUGGGGCUGGGGCUGCCACAGUUGGGGUGGCCGGCUCUGGGGCUGGGAUUGGGACUGUGUUUGGGAGCCUCAUCAUUGGUUAUGCCAGGAACCCUUCUCUGAAGCAACAGCUCUUCUCCUACGCCAUUCUGGGCUUUGCCCUCUCGGAGGCCAUGGGGCUCUUUUGCCUGAUGGUGGCCUUUCUCAUCCUCUUCGCCAUGUGAAGGAGCCGUCUCCAUAUCCCAUAGUUCUUUCUCCCAUGUAUGGUCAGCCCUGUGUGUUCCUUUUCCUAUACCUCCCCAGGUACCCUGGGGAACGUGGUUGGCUCAGGGUUUGACAGAGAAAAGACAAAUAAAUACUGUAUUAAUAAGA